This is a messenger RNA of Haemorhous mexicanus (house finch), 2564 nucleotides long. RefSeq names its product SIL1 nucleotide exchange factor (gene SIL1). NCBI's taxonomy places the organism in Eukaryota, Metazoa, Chordata, Aves, Passeriformes, Fringillidae. Bases 643 to 2277 code for a protein of 544 amino acids. The record is from RefSeq and is a predicted model, not a curated record. The transcript has 12 exons.
CGGAGCGUGCGCAGUGCGGAGCGAACUAUCCCAGUCCGAGUACAGCAGAGAGGCAGAGCUGCCUGCGCUGGUGCUGCUCAGUGUGCCUGCCAAAGGAGGGUAAUCUGCAGAGGCAUUUCUGUGGUGGAGCUGUCUGUGGAAGAGGCUGGCCCGUGCACAGCCUGGCAGGAGCCUUUUAAGUGCAGAUAAGUGUCCAGAGGACGUUGGAAGACUAUGACACGCCCUGUCAUUUACAGAACAUGCUGCUGCAGUGCUCUUGCUCCCUGUGAUCAUUUGAAUUCAUUUGUUCUCUGGGAGUAGCAUUGUUAAGGGAUGCACUUCUAAGUUUCUCUUUCUUUCCCCCAACCCUGCCUUAAAAAGACCCAGUCUGGUCCACUUUGUUUUUCAGCAGCCUCUAGGCCAUUUCUGUGGUGGAAGUAUCCAAAAUACUGUCCCAGAAACUUCAGCAUAGGAGUCCAGCUACCAGAGUGUGUCACGGUGGGUGUGGUUGCAGGAAACCUCCCUGCACCCAGGCCUCUGCUGUCACCUCAGUGCCAACUGCUUAAGGAAGAGGAGUUACUUGAGCUGAAAUAGAUUUCACUGGAGCAAACGUCUCUGCCCAAGCAGGAACAGCUCUACCCUCCCUGAAUUCUGCUGGUGGCAAUGUCUCCUUGGGCUGGGCUCCUCUCCACCACUGCCAGAGUCAGCCUGCUGCUGCUGCUGGGGUCUGUGCUGUUCUCCUGCUCCAGCCUGGGCCAGAGAGUGCCUGAGUUUGCCCUUACGAAAAUAGAAGAGAGCGACAUAAAAGAUGACAGUGGGAAGGAGCUGGGGACAGAGGAUGACGCUGAUCCUGAAGACCUGGAAGUGUUUUACCCCACGGAUCAGUGGCAAACCCUGCGUCCAGGUCAGGCUGUUCCUGCAGGGUCACACAUACGGCUGAACCUGCAGACAGGAGAGAGAGAAGCCAAGCUGCCAGACAGAGAAAAUGGAGAAAGUGGCACGAGAGAAGAGAAAGGAAGGAAAAGGCUGGGCAAGGUUGAUCUUGAUGCAAAUUCAUUCACAUCUGAGGAGCUCAAAAAGGCCUUGGCUAAAAUCAAGGAAAGUGAGAAGGCAGAAAGGAAGGCCCGAGAGGAAGAGGUGAGGAAGAAGUUCCGGCCCAUAGAGCAGCUGAAGGAGGAGUUUGAAAAGCUGAACAUGAAGAUAGAAACAGAUUAUGAAAUUAUGGUUAAAUUAAUCAGCAAAUUCAACAGCUCUGCCUCCACGCUGGAUGAAAAAGUCGCAGCGCUUUAUGAUCUCGAAUAUUAUGUUCACCAGGUGGACAAUGCCAAGGAUUUCCUGUCCAUGGGUGGGCUCCAGCUGGUGAUCGAGGGGCUGAACAGCAGCGAGGCCUCGCUGAAGGAACACGCUGCCUUCGUCCUGGGAGCUGCCCUGUCCAGAUUUUGGACUGAAAACCAGGAGAAAGGAAAGAGGGGGAGGGCAAGCAACCCCAAAGUGCAGAUCGAAGCCAUCGAGGGGGGUGCCUUGCAGAAGCUCCUGGUUAUCCUGGCCACAGAACAGCCCCUGGCUGUCAGGAAGAAGGAGGACAGAGGUUUUAAUUUCCAGAUCCUGUGCUGUGUGCAGUGUCCUGUGUCUCCAGACUGGAUCCCAAGGCCAGGCUGGUGGCCCAGCCCAUUCCUGCACAUGGCAGCAGCCCUGGGCUCCAGCUCCGAUGGUUUUUCCGCCCUGGUGCUCACAACCCUGCACGGCAGCGAGGCCAAAAGUGCAUUCCUUCCCUCCGCCGUCCUCUGGCCUGCGAUUCAAAAGGGAGACAGCAGCAUCUCAAAUCCACCAGCAGCAACGCGGAAAAUGGAAAAUAGAAACAAAGGGGAGCGGGGAAGACGCGGCUGUCAGCUCGGAUCUGUCCGUGCGGAGCGGGCGCGGCCCGGCCCCCGUGUGGGGAGCCGGGCAGGCCCCGCCGAGCCGCGCGUCCCCUGCCCCAGGCGGCCCGGCCGUCCCUGCGCCACCGCGCUGUCACAGCCAGCCAGGGUGACAGGCAGCGCUGGGCUGGCCCCUAAUUGCCUCCUCGGCUCCGAGCCAAGGCCCUGCGGCACUGCAGGGUGCUGGGCUCUGGCUGGUGGCGUGUGGGGCUGCACCCUGACAGGGCCUGGGCCGGGGCUGCGGAACGCCAUGGCCUUGUCCUCCGACUGUGGGGGCAUGGGGACAUCGCCCCUGGCAUCCAAAUCACCUCGUAGGGAUCAGGCUCUGCUGGUGGUGCUGGACACUCCUCACCCCAUUGUGGGGGUGAACAUGGAGAAGUGAUGGGGUUGGGACUGUCAGGGGCUGGCCACAGGCCCCUCAGUGACAGCCCAGACUGGGGUUUGAAUAAGUACCCACGAUUUGGCAGCCUCACAGUGCUGGGGAGGAUUGGGAUUGCAAACAGGACUGCUGGAGAUGUCCCUCAGCAAGGAGAGGUUGGGAUGCAUUUUCUUUGGAGCUCCGCACAGAUGGGCUGGAGUGUGUUUCUGCUGUCCCCAUGGGGUGCCAUCAAGAGGGGCCGUGCCACAUGGGAUGGCCACGGCCACCUUGCUGAUUGCCCUCUCUUUCUC